Molecule: messenger RNA, 2640 nt
Organism: Chaetura pelagica (chimney swift)
Lineage: Eukaryota; Metazoa; Chordata; Aves; Apodiformes; Apodidae
Gene: IL31RA
Product: interleukin 31 receptor A
Exons: 16
Coding region: 1-2640 (879 amino acids)
Biological process (GO): cytokine-mediated signaling pathway
Cellular component (GO): signaling receptor complex; external side of plasma membrane
Molecular function (GO): cytokine receptor activity; cytokine binding
Source: RefSeq, a predicted model, not a curated record
AUGUUCAACUGUUUGAUUUGGAUGUUUGUCCUACUCUGCAGUUCUAUAGCAGAAGAAAACUCCAUCAGAGAUGCUAAGAUUUUCCCAUCAUCUCCUGAAAUUAAAAGAGGAUCCACUCUGAAACUAUUUUGUGUUCUUGGGACACGCUACACUCCUCACAGAAACGCAAGCCACAUCAUCUGGAAGUUGAAUCAUGAUUUGAUUGCUCAGGAAAACUAUGGCACUGUGAAUGAGACUGUCUCGAGUAUAACCAUCCAUAACUUCACUUACAGCAAAGCUCAUGUGAAGUGUUUCAUCAAGUACUUGGACAAGGAACAACUUUUGGUUCACACUGAAGUUAAAUCUGGAUUUCCACCAGACAUACCAAGAAAUAUUUCCUGCAUUUAUCGUGUCGAUGUUGAACUUACUUGCACCUGGACUUCUGGAAGAGAAACAAAUCUUUUUACAAACUAUACUCUUUACCGAAAAACGCUGCAUAGUGAAGUGAGCAAGUCAUCCUGCGAAAGCAAAACAGAGUCAUGUUCAUUUCAUUUUCCAGAUACUCCAUAUAGUAGUAGUUCUUGUUUCCAGGUGAAAGCUGAAAAUGUUGUGGGUGAAGCCUCAUCAGAUUGUGUUCCUAUACCUCUGGAGAAAAUAGAGAAAUUUGAUCCUCCUGAAGUACUUUCAGUUGAAAAAGUCUUUGGUGUGAAGCAGUUGCUUACAGUAACCUGGAAAAUGCCUGAGAAGAUUAUCCCUUCACAAGAUUUUAUUUGCCAGGUUCAAUACAGAAACUUGUACUCAAACUCAUCGGAACGUGUCCAGGUUCCACUGAAUUCUGCAGAGAAGACAGGAACAUGUAAUCUCACAGGUCUGUGGGACUCCACAGAAUAUUCAGUUGCCGUUCGGUGUCGCAGUGUCGUGUCAAUGUUCUGGAGUGACUGGAGCAGGGAGAAAACUGCAAGCACGGAGGAGAGAGCUCCUUCAGAAAAAGUGGAUUUGUGGAGGGUAAUUGAGCCUUCACACUCAGCUGGAGGUAGAUGUGUACAUCUUAUGUGGAAGCCAUUAAACAGCUUUCCACCUUCUGGGAGGAUUCUAGGCUACGAAAUAGACUACUAUCCAGAAAGCAAUCGUGCACUUAAAAUAGCAAACAUCUCUACCACUGAGAAGAUGAUCUUACAUUUAAAUGAAGAGGCAUAUAUAAUAUCUGUUACUGCCUAUAACUCUGCUGGAAAUUCUCCUAAAGCUAUUUUGAAGAUUCCAUCCACCAGUGAAAAAACUUCUCAGAUUAUUGAAACAGUGAAGACCUUUACGACAACUGAAGAAGUGGUUGUGGAAUGGAUAGCCUCCAAAGCCUCCAAACCAGAAGUAACCGAAUACGUAGUUGAGUGGUAUGAGGAAUUUGAGACUGAUCCUUUUGGUAGAUCAUGGCAUUACGUAUCAAACUCUACACACUGGAAAGCUAACAAAAAAAAAUUUAAACCAUUUAUAUGCUAUAACAUCUCGGUGUAUCCUCUCUGUGGGAAUAAAGCAGCAGCUCCAUAUUCCAUACAAACUUACGUUCAAGAAAAAAAGCCAUCAGAAGGACCUGUGGUUGACACAGGUGUUCCAGGGAAAAAUGAAGUUACAAUAAAAUGGAAGGAGAUUUCAAAGGACAAAAGAAAUGGAUUUAUCAGUAACUACACAAUAUUUUAUAAACCUGAAGGUGGAAAAGAAUUGAAUGAAACAGUGAACUCUGAUGUUCUGCAAUACCGACUGAAGUCCUUGCAGGCUAAUACACAAUAUACUGUCUAUAUCAUGGCAAGCAAUGAAGCUGGUGGAACCAGUGGAGAGCCAAAAACCUUUAAGACUUUGAAAUUCAAUCAAGAAGAUGUUAUUUUCAUUGCUCUACCUCUUGGAUUAGGCAUGUUGUUUCUGCUAAGCCUUUGGAUAAUAUGCAUUUUGAAAAAAAACAUGUUUAAAAAAGCUUGCUGGCCUGAUAUACCCAAUCCCGCAGAGAGUGUUGCUGUGGAAUGGCCUUUUGAUGCACCUAAGGAUAAUUCAUUUUCGAAGAGACUGCCAUCUGAGGCUAAAAUCACAGAUUUUGAAGACAUAAGUGUCUUGGAACAUUGUUCACCUGAGGAAAGUCAGGAAGAGUCCCUGCUAAUGAAUUGUGAAAACUAUGUUUCUGAAUGUAGUGGUAUUAAUACAAAAGGCAUGACUAAUGGAGAUAUAAAGAUAGCAUUUAGCGGAAAACAAGAAGUUGAUAAAUGUUUUUCACCAUCCAUGACUUAUGUAAUUACUGACCAAGAUAUCAGAAGUGACAAGCAUUUGGCUUUGAUACCAGUGAAGAAAUUUCAACCCAUAGGAAUGUUGGAAGGUGAUUUAUGUGAAUCUCAACAGACUUCAAAUAAAACUGAAGACAAUAAUGAAGUUUUAAAGCUGGAAGAUGUCGAUGAAAAAGCAUGGUUCAAUCCAUACCUAAAACAUUCUGUUAAAACAAGGGAGUUUCUUUUUUCUGACAACUUGCCAGAACACAGAAAGAAUGAACCCAAAAGCCAGUCAGCUGUCUUACCUUCCUUUCAACAAAAUGUUGCAGGACAAUCCUACAUAACACUGGACAUGUUUGGGCUGGCCACAGCUCAUGAGUGUGAGAAACCUUUCCUUUGUCAAGUCCCCUUGUGA